This is a messenger RNA of Drosophila virilis, 2828 nucleotides long. The record is from RefSeq and is a predicted model, not a curated record. Lineage: Eukaryota; Metazoa; Arthropoda; Insecta; Diptera; Drosophilidae.
ACGACGACGACGACGGCGGCGACGACGACGACGACGACGAUGGCGACGACAAAACUCCUGCUGCACAUUAAGCCAGGCAACAGUUUAACGUGGAAAUUAUUGCGAAUUUGUUGUGUGUUUUUGCGACAGGCGACAGGCGACAAAAAAAAAUAUAAAUAAAUAAAAAUAAUACGCGUGACAAACGCGAGCGAGCUUCCAACAACAACAGCAGCAAUCAUUUUUUUAGUGUUAAGUGCAGUUAUUCUCGAUUGUUAUUGUUGCCGGCCUACAGAUAGCAAUACACACACUCACUCACACACACACACACACGAGCAGCCGGCAUAUUAGCUCAGAGCGAGCGAGGGAAAGAGAGAGAGCGAGAGAGAACGCGCCAAAGAGAGCGCGCGUGGUCAAGCUUUCAAAAACGUUUAAUUAAAAGCGAACAUAACAAAAGCAACAACAACAACAACAACAACAACAAGAACAGUUAAGUAAUUUGCAGGCCAGCUCAAAGCAGAAACAAAAAUAACUGUUGAAAGCAUUUGCAUUUUCGAACUCGAAUUCGCAAAAGUUUCUAAUAACUAAUUAGACGCGACAGAGUUAGAGAGAGUCGGCAAGAGAGAGAGAGAGCGAGCGGGGCAGAGUGAGCGAGAGAGAGGGAGAGAGAGGGAGCGCGCGCGAUGCCGCAGCGUUCGCCAUUUGCCAUACAAGAGCUGCUCGGCCUGGCCGUUGCGGCGGCAGCAACAACAACAGCAACAUGUGACACAAAACCAACACAACAACAGCAACAACAGCAACAACAGCAACAACAACAACAACAGCUGACAAUGGCCGCCGCCUCGCGCAUGGCCUAUUUUAAUGCACACGCUGCGGUGGCCGCUGCAUUUAUGCCACAUCAGCUGGCCGCUGCAGUGCAUCAUCAUCAUCAUCAUCAUCCGCAUUCGCAUCCGCAUCCGCAUUCGCAUCCGCAUCCGCAUCAUCCACACGCAUCGCAUACGCAUCAUACGCAACAGCAGCCGCCGCCGCCGUCGUCGUCAGCAAUGCCAAUGCCACCGCACCACCCGCUGCUGCAUGCGCAGGGAUUUCCGCAACUGAAGAACUUCAGCGGCACCGGAACAUGUUUACCUGGCUCGUUGGCUGUCAAGGACUUUGGCAUGGAUGGCCUAAACGGUUUUGGUGUUGGUCCCAAUGGCAAAAAGAAGAAAAAGAAGCGUCGCCACAGCCGAACAAUAUUCACCAGCUAUCAGCUGGAGAAGCUGGAGGAAGCCUUCAAGGAGGCGCACUAUCCCGAUGUCUAUGCCCGCGAGAUGCUCUCAUUGAAAACGGAACUGCCCGAGGAUCGCAUACAGGUCUGGUUCCAGAAUCGACGCGCCAAAUGGCGUAAAACCGAAAAGGUCUGGGGCGGCAGCACCAUCAUGGCCGAAUAUGGACUAUACGGGGCCAUGGUGAGGCACUCGCUGCCGCUGCCGGAGACGAUACUCAAGUCGGCCAAGGACAACGAUGCGGUGGCACCCUGGCUACUAGGCAUGCAUCGCAAAUCGAUUGAGGCACAAUCCGCGCUCAAGGACGACUCCGGAGUCAGCGAUCACGAGGAUUCGGCCGGCUCAAAGUCAGCGCAUUCGGAUGAGCUGCGCUCGCAUUCGCGCGCGCUCAGCUCCUCGACGGAAUCUUUGAACGUGGUCAGCCCGGCGCCGAGCAGCUGUCCGACAAAUGCUUCAACGGCGCCGCCAACAUCAACAACGCCGCACGGCAGCAGCGGCUAUGCGGCUGCCUCAUCGGCGGCCACCACGCCGACGGGCGCCACCACCAACAGCUCCGGCUCGCCGCACAUUGAGCUCAGCUCGCCCUCGCCGCAACAGACGCAGUUGCUCCAACAGCAGCAGCAGCAGCCGGCGCCGCCGCCGCCAGCAACACAGCUCUACUCUGUGGCCACGCCCAGCUAUCAUCCGCUGCUGGAUGCGGCAAAUGCAGCGGGGGCCGGCGCCGCCGCCUCCAGCAAGGAUUUCCAUAUGAUCAUGAACACGGCCGUCGCGGCGGCUGCUGCAGCUGCUCAGCACCAACACCACCAACAGCAGCAGCAGCAGCAACAGCAGCAACAUCAGUCGGCGCCCGCCGCCUUGCCACAUCCCGCGCUGCAUGCGCAUCAUCUGUCCGCCGCAGCGGCAGCUGCCGCGCUCAUGGAGCACGAUCCGGAUGCGUUUAGGAACAACUCGAUUGCCUGUCUGCGCGCCAAGGCCCAGGAGCAUCAGGCGCGCCUCCUCAACAAUGGCGGCCUCUUUUUGCAGGUGCGCAGCUUUGCGGCACAGGCCCAGGCCCAGGCUCAGGCUCAGGCGCAGGCACAGGCGCACGCCCAGUGUGAUAUGCUUAAAAGCGAGGAGCGUCACAGCAGCAGCGGCAACAACAACAACAACAACAGCAACAACAUCGGCAGCAGCAGCGCUUAUCAAAUGCUGCAGCUGCAACAGACGGUGGCAACGGCAGCGCCCAUCAAAAUGGAGCUGACUUCCGGCGGCGGCUGCCACGCCUCUAGCGAGGAUGUCUGACGCCAAGCAGCGUUGCCAGACAGCUAUCAUAUGCCAAACUAACUGCUGCGAGAACAGUUGUAUUUUUAGCUAUAUAGAGAAGCACACAAUCCAAAUAUAUAUAUAUACAUAUAUUUAGUAUUUUUUUUUUUUGCAUAGACUUAAAGUAUUUAUUGUCGUGCUAGUAAUCAAAAUGGCAACCAAUUAAUUAAUGUCUUCAUCCGGGGACGCCAGCGAUCUUGUGUAAUCCAAUAUGACAUGAUAUAUAUGGCUGCUGAGUGUCAAGAAUGUAAUAUUUUUAAUAAAACGCAUAAUCAACAUAUCAAU